GUGUGUGUGUGUGUGUGAGCGAGCUCAGCUCAGUAAAGCUUCAUCUCUAAUAGGAUGAGCAGCCGCUCGCGCGUGUAGCUGAAUGCUCCGCUCAUUGUUCGCUUGGCCGUUUCUCCGGGGUUUCCGCGGAUCGAUCGAUCAGUGAUCGGGAUUUCUCAUGGAUCUAUCGAUGUGAAGAAGCUUUCACACGCGGCUGAAGUUCAGAAGUGAUCGAGCGGAGCGGCAGGACUCAAUCAUGCGGUUGCAGGCCUUGUUGCUGUAUUUCACGGUGCUGCAGACGGCCGGAGCCGCUUUCCCAGAAGACAGCGAGCCAAUCAGUAUUUCACACACUAACUAUACCAAACAAUAUCCAGCGUUCGUGGGACACAAACCGGGAAGGAACAACACGCAGCGGCACAAACUGGACAUUCAGCUGAUCGUCAUCAUGAACCGGACUCUCUAUGUGGCCGCCAGGGAUCACAUUUACACGGUGGACAUCGAGACGGCCGACACAGAGGAGAUCUUCUUCAGUAAGAAGCUGACCUGGAAGUCCAGGCAGGCCGACGUGGACACCUGCAGGAUGAAGGGAAAGCACAAGGACGAGUGCCAUAAUUUCAUCAAAGUCCUGCUGCAGCAGAGCGACGACUCUCUGUUCGUCUGCGGAACCAACGCCUUCAACCCGUCCUGUGGGACCUACAAGAUGGACAGUCUGGACGCGGUGGGAGAUGAGAUCAGCGGAAUGGCGCGCUGCCCGUAUGACGCCAAACACGCCAAUGUGGCCCUAUUUGCCGACGGGAAGUUGUACUCAGCCACGGUCACAGACUUCCUGGCGAUCGAUGCGGUGAUCUACCGCAGUCUGGGCGACAGUCCGACCCUCAGGACGGUCAAACACGACUCCAAAUGGCUGAAAGAGCCGUAUUUCGUGCAGGCCAUCGAUUACGGCGAGUUCAUCUACUUCUUCUUUCGGGAAAUCGCCAUGGAGUACAACAGCAUGGGGAAGGUGGUGUUUCCGCGAGUGGCUCGCGUGUGUAAGAGCGACCGCGGCGGCUCUCAGCGAGUGCUGGAGAAGCAGUGGACGUCCUUCCUGAAGACGCGGCUCAACUGCUCCAUCCCUGGAGACUCACACUUCUACUUCAACAUCCUGCAGGCCGUCACCGACGUCAUCCACAUCAGCGGCCACGACGUGGUCAUGGCCACCUUCUCCACGCCGUACAACAGUAUCCCGGGAUCGGCCGUCUGCGCGUACGACAUGGUGGAGAUCGCGGCGGCCUUCACCGGACGCUUCAAAGAGCAGAAGUCGCCCGAUUCCACCUGGACGCCCGUCCCAGAGGAGAAGGUGCCCAGACCCAGGCCGGGCGUCUGCGCAGGAUCUUCUUCUGGAGAGAAAUUCAAAGUGUCCAACGAGUUCCCGGAUGAAACGCUGAACUUCAUCAAGCUUCACCCGCUGAUGGACGAAGCCGUUCCUUCCAUCGCCAAUCGGCCGUGGUUCAAGACGAUGGUUCGAUAUCGUCUGACACGUAUAGCCGUGGAUAACGCCGCCGGCCCUCAACGCAACCACACCGUAGUUUUCCUGGGAUCGGAGCGAGGAAUCGUGCUUAAGUUCCUGGCCAAGAUGCGGAGCGGCUUCCUGAAUGACAGCCUGUUUCUGGAGGAGCUGAGCGUCUACAACCCAGAGAAGUGUAGCAUUGACGGCGUGGAGGACAAGCGCAUCAUCAGCAUGCAGAUCGACAGCAGGAGUCACUCUCUGUUCGUGGCAUUUACCUCAUGUGUGGUCAAAGUCCCGCUGUCCCGCUGCGAACGUCAUGGGAAGUGCAAAAAGUCCUGUAUCGCCUCCAGGGACCCGUACUGUGGCUGGGUGUCAGAGGGCGCCUGUAAAGAAAUCUCAUCGGACACAAAAUGGCCGUUCGAGCAGGACGUGGAACAGGGCAACACAGAUGGACUGGGCGACUGCCAAAAUUCGUUCGUGGCUCUCAAUGAGCAUCAGCGCAGGCAGCAGGGUGUGAGCGAUAUUACCCAGAAUGCUGCACGCGGCCUCCUCACCACCGUCCCUCCUCCCUCCGCCGGGGGCCCGCUGCUCCGGGGCCGCAUGGUCAAGCCGAAGGAGGCCGUGCCGCGGGGCGAUCAGAGUGACCCGUAUGUGGCCGCUCCCUCCGAGACGCAGCAGGAGAGCGCCGGGGUGAUCCGUGAGACAUACCACAGAGAACGCGAUCAGAUGGUUCCCGUCACACUCCUGGCCAUCGCCGUCAUCCUCGCCUUCGUCAUGGGUGCCAUCUUCUCUGGCAUCGUGGUCUACUGCGUGUGUGACCACCGCCGGCGGGACUUCGAGCUCCCCGGCCGCAAAGACAAGGACUCGGUCCAGUCCAGACGGGGCUCCAUGAACAGCGUCACCAAGCUGACGGGGCUCUUCGAGACGCAAGCCAAGGACGGACGGCCGGAGGCCAUCAUGACCCCGCUCAUGCACAACGGCCGCUUGACCAACGGAAAGAUGCUUAUCAAAGCUGACCAGCACUUGGAUCUGACCGCUCUGCCAACGCCCGAGUCCACGCCCAUGCAGCCGCGGCGCAAACCCAGCCGAGGCAGCCGCGAAUGGGAGCGCAACCAGAACCUGAUCAACGCCUGCACCAAAGACUUAGCCUCCAUGGGUUCUCCAGUCAUCCCGACAGAUUUGCCUCUGCGGGCCUCUCCAGGCCACAUCCCCAGCGUGGUGGUGCUGCCUUUGCCCCAACACCAGCAUGAGUAUGUAGAACAACCGCACCGCGGAGACCUCGCAGAUGACCAGGCGUCCACGCUGGAAUACAAGUCCCCCAAGAGCCCAAGCUUGGCGGAUGGCGAGAGAGCGCCUCCAAGAGUCCCCCAGCGAGAGGCGUCUCUCGGAACCAUGGUUCCUCAGAUGGGCAAGAGGCUGGAUGUGCAUUCGUCUGUGUACGGCCGUGGCUAUCCCAUGAGCUCGGGCCUCAAGAAACAGCAUAACACCAACUCAUCCAACUCAUCCCACAUGUCCAGGAACCACAGUUUCCGUGUGGAGACGCCUCCUCCGCCCGCUCCGCAGCGCGUGGACUCCAUGCACGUCACCUCCCCGCCGCCGGUCCUCAGUCUGUCGCGUCACCCCAGCCUGAGCUCGUACGGCUCUCUCUCCAGGCAUCUCAAGCCUGACGUUCCUCCUAAACCCAAUCUGGUGUCCCUUUCCACAAAAGCUAAGUCCGGAGACUCCUGCACAUAAUCGAUCGCUGCAGGAUGAAAGACGGGGAACGUGAAAGUGCGUCUGCUUUGUACAGCUGUGUACAGGAAAUGCAACUCACUUUUCUUUUGUUUGUUUUGUAUAUACAUGUCGAGCUCAGGCUGAUGCAUCUCUGUUCCCGGGAAGGAGGAACUCCGGCUGGGAAGGUGGCCGCAUUGUUGCCAAAAGCACACCGGAGACAGCCGCAGAAGCUGCGAGAGACGCCAUGGUUAUCAAGCACUUGGAUGCACAGCGAGUUCAGCCGGGAAUAGAAGCUGGAGUUUACAAUGGAAAACUGUGAAAAGCCGCCACCUGUCUCAGCGUUACUGUUACUGAACAAAGCAAUCGAGUUCUGCCUUCGCGCAAGAGUUCAACACGUCUACUGAAAACGUCGACUAAAUAACACGUGACUGUUAAUACUAAUAGCGGGUUGUAUUUAUUUUUUAAUAAAGUGCUUUUGCAGAGAGCGUCUCUUUUAGGCUCGACUGAGACGGAAUGAUCGUUUUAGUUUGAAUUAAUCUAUUUAAAGUCAUUAAACUGGAGCCAGUACUUCUGUCCACUAACUCUUCGGAAGUUGCUAAGCAAAGUCAGAGAUAACUCCGGAAGCCUCCGUAUGGAAGGAAUAUUUCUCGAGCCGUGCCAGAGGGGCUUGUGGGUAGAGCUUACAGCCCACAGGUUGACAGGAACUCCUGAAUCUCACCUCUUCAUAGAAAGUCCAUCCGAGUGCCAUUCUCGCCGCACUUGAUAUGCUUUCAGACGUACGGUUUCUUCUCGUUCAUGUCCAAACAAGCCUGUUUUUCUCCUUCCACCUGUAAAUUUGUGCCUUACACCCCUGAGUAGUGAAGCGUUUGUUAGCUGUUAACUGUCGUAGUUCUUAUGAUGACGUUUGUUUCCCUCGUUUGAUUAUAAAAAUGAAACAAAAAAACACGUAAUUGAAGAAUGUAGGUGUUGUCGUUGUCGACUCUGGUCCCUUUGCUAACCACAAAUGGCUUUGUGCUUGAUUUCUGAUUGUGCCAAUGAAUCGUUGGAGUCGGCCCUCUCGUCGUGCUGGAAGAAUGUUUGACUUUGUUUUCCUUUGUCCUUUUUUACUUUUCACCAAGUCAAGAUGAUGUUUAACACUGUUUGUAGAUGACUUGUUGUGUAUCUGUGGAUCAGGCUGCUUCGAGGCAAUAAGAGAAAAACACACAAACGAAUCGGAUAUGAUGUUUCUCCCAAACACAUACACACACACACACACACACAAGCUUUCUAAUGUAUACGAUCAAACACAGUUUUUAGGCAGUGAAUACAGGCUGGCUCCUGUGUAGAUAUGCACUCCAAUAAUAUUAGGAAACAGAUUAAUGUUUUCAAUGUUUGUGACAGAUUCCAAUUAAUAUAAUUUUCUAGCUCUAUGGUUGUGAUGUAAUAUGAGGGAUUGUUAUUUAACUAUUUUGACACACGUUUUAUUGAACUUGACGUCCAGGAAUCUAGUUUUGGCUUAUUUGUAGAUGUUGAAUUCACCCGAUUCUCUGAAUUUAUCCGCUCGGGCCGCAGCGAACGGAGCUCGAGGUUUCCAUGCUGGUGCCUUUCUAGACUUUGGAAGUGGAGUUUGUUCUCUUGUAUGAUAUGGUUUCAUCACCGGCCCUCUCCCACAUCUGAUUCACAGCUAAAUGUAUGUUGUAAAGAAAUUCUCUUUAAUAAAUGGAAAAAAGUAAUAAAAACAUUUCAGAUUCUU
This is a messenger RNA of Cyprinus carpio (common carp), 4910 nucleotides long. Its product is annotated as semaphorin-6A-like. Lineage: Eukaryota; Metazoa; Chordata; Actinopteri; Cypriniformes; Cyprinidae. Gene Ontology annotation, molecular function: chemorepellent activity; semaphorin receptor binding. The record is from RefSeq and is a predicted model, not a curated record. Gene Ontology annotation, biological process: negative chemotaxis; semaphorin-plexin signaling pathway; negative regulation of axon extension involved in axon guidance.